GCGAUUGGCUUGAAGUCAGGUGCGGCCCUCCCCGCGGCUCCAUCGCGGUGUCUCGGGUGGGAACAGAAUAGGGGAGCGUGCAGUGAGUGGGUACAGCUCUGUCCCGCGUUCCAACGUCGCUAAUAAUUCGCUGUGGCCAUGGCCGAAUCUCAGCCUGCGUCUGGCGGCCUCACUGACGAGGUAGCACUCAGUUGCUGCUCGGACGCAGACCCCAGCACCAAGGAUUUUCUGUUGCAGCAGACUAUGCUACGAGUUAAGGAUCCUAAGAAGUCUUUGGAUUUUUAUACUAGAGUUCUUGGAAUGACGCUACUCCAAAAAUUAGAUUUUCCUACUAUGAAAUUUUCACUCUAUUUCUUGGCUUAUGAGGAUAAAAAUGAUAUCCCCAAAGAUAAAAAUGAAAAAAUAGCAUGGGCAUUUUCCAGAAAAGCUACACUUGAGUUGACACACAACUGGGGCACUGAAAGUGAUGACACCCAGAGUUACCAUAAUGGUAAUUCAGACCCUCGGGGAUUUGGUCACAUUGGAAUUGCUGUUCCUGAUGUACAUGGUGCUUGUAAGAGAUUUGAAGAACUGGGAGUCAAAUUUGUGAAGAAGCCUGAUGACGGUAAAAUGAAAGGCCUGGCAUUUAUUCAAGAUCCUGAUGGCUACUGGAUUGAAAUUUUGAAUCCUAACAAAAUGGCAACUGUUAUUUAGUCCUAUGAAAAUGCUUCUGAGAGAUGUCAGUGAGGAUGGAAAUAAGAAUAGAAUAAUGUGACUCAAGAUACAGAGAACAGAAACACCCAGGACUGAUGGAUCUGUGUCCCAAUUCUAAUCCUUCUUAAGUCCUUUUCCCUUUUUAGCUGUAUUUUUCACCUAUUCAUUUCUAGUUUUAAAGUAGUGCUUUAUUUUAUGACCUUGAAUGAAGUUUUGUAAGUUCACUUUUUAGGUGAUAAUUAGAACAAUUCCCUUUAGAAGCUGCAUUUGCUGCCUUUUAGCUCCUAAAUAUUACCUCUCUUCAAGUCUUCCUUUGAAUCAUGUUUUAAAAAAAAAAAAAUUAACCUUUUUUUGUGUGAUGGAUAUCUUCUGGGGUUUCAGCUCCUCAGAAAUAACUUCAGGAUGGAAAGUAAAGAACACUGAACAAAAAUGAAACUUCAUGUGUACUUCAAACAGUAUAAAGUGUUUAUUUUUAUAAAAGAAAAGGCACUCUUGAGAACUGUUCAGAAUCAGGCUGACAAGGAUACUGAUAGAAAACUAAUUUUUUAUUUAUGAAAUACUUCUCUUAUGUUCAAGGAUUAAUUUUAUCUAUUUGGGAAGGAGGAAGAGGAGUGGUAAAGUAUUCACUGGAUACUCAGGCACCAGACAAGGUUGUAGCAUACUGUUUGUCCCUUAAUACUCUAUCUUAUGUAAAAGAAAGCAGUCUAGACAUGUAAAAACUUUAAUGAAUGGAAGGCAAUGCAAGUAGUCAAGAUCUCAUCAUCUUAGCAUUUAGUAUAUGCCUCAAAAUUAAGCCUCACUAUCCCCGCCCACACUAAUUCCCUGUUGUGAAAACCUGCAGUGUUCACGCAUGGUGCUCUCAGCUCUUGGACCUGUAUGCCACGUGGAGGGAAGAAAUGUGGAAGUCUAUCACCAGGCUGCUGUAGGGACACCCACUUAACCCCGCACAAGUCUUCCAUUACUUAAGGAAUCUUCUUUACCCUAAGUCUUUGUGAUGCCAGGAAUUAUGUUCACUAGUAAUACCACUAAUUAUCAGAAAGCAGCUCAGACAUUUGGUGGCUUUCAAACAAUCAAAGUGAGUUUGAAGAUCUCACAGCCUAGAGAACAAAAACACCCAAAACACCUAAAUUACAUUUAGCUGUUUUGUAAUUCUAGAGGAAGACUUUUGGACAGGCCACGCCAGUUCUUGAACUGCUGGAAGCAAUUCACAUUUCCUUUUUGGAUGAAAUGGAUUCACAUGAGCAAUUUAAGCAACUAGCAGUAUUUACAGACUGAAAUAAAUUUUAAAUAAGACUGAUUGGUGAACUUCUGCCUAGCAAGUUCUUUUUAUAAAAGGCUCCCCUUAGAAAAUAUUGAAAGGAUUUGAAAGGGCUUGCAAGUUUGAUCUGAACCAGGACCAGCCUGUAAAACAGGUAGUUUGUAUGGUUACAGAACUAUGAGAAAGGUAGAAGGGGCACAGUAAGGAGUAAAGGAUUGUGGUAGAUAAAGUACAGCGAAUAAAAAGACCAGAUACUAAGAGGUAAGUCAUGAGAACUUAGGAAGACCAGCUUCACAUGUUAAAUAUUAGAAAUAGCAAGUAGGAGGUCUGUUAGAUUCAUAAAUUUAGUAAUUUAAACUUUAUUGCUAGGGAAAGAAAACUACUCUGCUUACUAAGUAAAAUCGUGCCAAAAUAUAAUCCUCAUUCCUUAAAUUCAUUCCUAUAUUCACUGAUAAAACACUGUGUGGCCAGGCCUUGCUAGGGAUUAGAAUAAUUCACUUCCAAAUAAAACUGUUUUGAGAAAUGGUGGUAAGAAAGGGCAAACUAGGGGACAAGAAGUUUUCUUGUUUUUCAUGUUGAGAUAGUACUACCCAGCUCAGAGUGUAGAAUGUCAGCCCCGGAGCAAGCACAGCUGAGGUUGGGACUCCUGAUACUGAUUUUGAGUUAAGAGCCGUGGCUGGAGGGCAAUCACUUGAGGUUUCCCUCACAGUAUUUUGAGCAGAACUUGUUAGGUUUAUCUUUGUUCAGGCUGCUAUACCAAAAAUACUAUAGACUGGGCGGCUUACACAAUUUAUUUCUUCCAGUUUUGGAGGCUGAGUAAUCCCAAGUUCAAGGCACAGCAAAUCCAGUGUCUGUUGAGGUCCCCUUCCAAGCUUGUAGAAGAUAACCUCUGGCCGUGUCCUCAUAUGGCCAAGAUAAGUGACCUUUGAUCUCUUUCAAGAACACCAGUCCCAUUCAGGAGGGCUCCAGGCUUAAUUUCCAAGUACUGCCACGCUGGAGAUUAAGCAUGCAUCUGAGGGGAGGCAUGCAUUUAGUCCAUAGCAUACUCUUAAACCUUGGUAACAUAACUGAAGAGGCUUUUAUCUUGCUGUUGGUAAGAAAAAACAAACUUAGCCAAUGUAACAAGCACUGAAUUCUAGAAUGGGUUGAUAGAGGGUUCAAUAAUUUUAAGAACCUCAGAUUCCUUCCAACUUUCCCACCAGUCAAUUUUUAACAUUUUUUGUCUUUGAGCCAAUAAUAAAUGUGAUCUUUGAUGCCUAUCACCACCAUUCAGAAUGCUGUGUGUAGACCAACAAUGUCCAGUGAAAAAAAAUAACCUUUUAUUCCUCGCUUGUCUUUAUUAAGGACCAAAAAGCCUUUUCCAAAGCUCAGAAUUCUGUUUCCUUAAACUCCGCUAGAUUGUGAGUUUUGCAGAUUUCCUUGCUUUAGAUGAUUGGCAGUUUUAAGGAAUACUACUGUAGCUAGACACUGUAAAAUAUUCUCAAUAGGGAUUUUUUAAAAAAAUUUCGUCAUGAUAAAACAAGAAACUGGUUUUUAAGAUGAAGGCCUCAGGUAAAAAGCUCUAUCACACAUAAAGGAUAUGUGCUAUUAAUACAUCACUAAUAAUUUUAACCAUGAUCACUGAGUUAACAGCGAUACUACUUCCGCAGGGUUAUGGCUAGAUUUAAGGAGGAAAAUGAGCAUGAACCCUUUUGUAAAAUGCCUAGAAUGUAAGAUUCUCCCAAUAUUAUGUUCUCAAUACUAGCCUUUUCUUGCUGCAGUCUACCUACUUUGGUAAUGUCACCUACUAUCCUGGCUUUAACUAUCAUCUUGGAUAAAAUGAGUUUAAAACGAUUAAAGCUAUAACAGCACAAACAGAAAUAUAAUGAAUGUAUAUUUGUAUUUGGCCUCUAGGUCAUCCUUCCUAGACUUUGGAAGAACAAAAGUGGUAGCUUAUUUUCUCACAUGAAAAGCCCUUUACCUUUUGCUAUUUUAUGUCCUUCUGUUCUGUUUCCAUCUUACGAUUGGUAUUUUUUUUAUACCCUUUGUUUUUCAUGCACUCUGCGACUGACUGCUUAAUUUCCAUUUCUGCCCUAAAGCAUCAAUUUUUCAGAACUUAGCAUAUCAGGAGGCCACAAAGGAAAAUAUGGUGCUUAGUUCAAGAAGCCAGUCUCAAGACUGCAUGUUGCAGGAUUCCAUUCCUAGGAAUUGUCUAGAAUGGGCAAAUCUAUAGAGAUAGCAGAGUAGCUGUCACCUAGGGCUGGAGAUGAUGGUGUGGGGAAUGAGAGGUGACUGACAAAGAAUGAGAUUUCUUCAUGGUGAUGAAAAUGUUUUCAGUUGGAUAGUUGCACAACUCUACGGACGUGCUAAAAUCCACCAAACUGGACUUUAAACAAGUGACUUAUAUCCCAAUAAAGCUUUUAUUAAAAUAAAAAAAGGGCCAAGGAUUUAGCUCAGUGGUUCUGCCACCUGCCU
Fukomys damarensis (Damara mole-rat) is the source of this 4405-nucleotide messenger RNA. RefSeq names its product glyoxalase I (gene Glo1). Gene Ontology annotation, molecular function: lactoylglutathione lyase activity; metal ion binding. Lineage: Eukaryota; Metazoa; Chordata; Mammalia; Rodentia; Bathyergidae. The record is from RefSeq and is a predicted model, not a curated record. The transcript is spliced from 6 exons. The coding region runs from base 139 to 693 and encodes 184 amino acids.